Molecule: messenger RNA, 1807 nt
Organism: Anguilla anguilla (European eel)
Lineage: Eukaryota; Metazoa; Chordata; Actinopteri; Anguilliformes; Anguillidae
Gene: mtnr1aa
Product: melatonin receptor 1A a
Exons: 2
Coding region: 259-1311 (350 amino acids)
Biological process (GO): G protein-coupled receptor signaling pathway
Cellular component (GO): membrane
Molecular function (GO): melatonin receptor activity
Source: RefSeq, a predicted model, not a curated record
GUUAGCGCUGGCUGUCACAUACCAACAAUGUGAUGGGUACACACGAAGCUAUAAAAGUAUAGACUGCGGCGCAUGAACGCUUAGUCAAAAAAGAGAAAAAGUUAGAAAUCUAAGCCAGGAUUGUAGCUGUUUACAACAUGGGAAGGAUGGUAUUUUCUGGAUAGUUUUGCCACCGCUUUGACGGCAAAAUCUAGAACCCAUGGGGCGCAAAACUGAAAUUUAUUGUGCUGAAUGGGAAAAGUAAAUUGACGGUGUACAAUGAGCACAAAUGGGACCCAUUUCAACGGUUCUUCACUGGCCCCGCACGAGCUAACCCUGAAUCGCCCACCUUGGGUCGCGAACACUCUAGGAUGCUUUCUGAUAUUUACGACCGUCGUUGAUAUUUUGGGCAACCUCUUGGUGAUUUUCUCCGUUUACCGGAACAAGAAACUGAGGAACGCAGGAAACGUCUUUGUGGUGAGCCUGGCAGUGGCAGACCUGGUGGUGGCGCUGUACCCGUACCCUCUGGUGCUCACGUCCAUCUUCCACAAUGGCUGGAACCUGGGCUACGUCCACUGCCAGAUCAGCGGCUUCCUCAUGGGCGUCAGCGUCAUCGGCUCCAUCUUCAACAUCACCGGCAUCGCCCUCAACCGCUACUGCUACAUCUGCCACAGCCUCAAGUACGACAAGCUGUACAGCGACAAGAACUCCCUGUGCUACGUGGUCCUGAUCUGGGUGCUGACCGUGGUGGCCAUCGUGCCCAACCUGUUCGUGGGCUCGCUGCAGUACGACCCGCGGGUCUACUCCUGCACCUUCGUGCAGUCGGCCAGCUCGGCCUACACCAUCGCCGUGGUCUUCUUCCACUUCAUCCUGCCCAUCCUCAUCGUCACCUACUGCUACCUGCGGAUAUGGGUGCUGGUGAUCCAGGUGAGGCGGAGGGUGAAGCCGGACAACCGGCCCAAGCUCACGCCGCACGACGUGCGAAACUUCGUCACCAUGUUCGUGGUGUUCGUCCUCUUCGCCGUCUGCUGGGCGCCGCUCAACUUCAUCGGCCUGGCGGUGGCCAUCAACCCGGUCGCCGUGGCGCCCAUCAUCCCGGAGUGGCUCUUCGUGUCCAGCUACUUCAUGGCCUAUUUCAACAGCUGCCUUAACGCCAUCGUCUACGGGGUGCUCAACCAGAACUUCAGGAGGGAGUACAAAAGGAUUAUCGUCUCCAUCUGCACGGCCCGCAUCUUCCUCUCGGACAGCUCGAACGACGCCGUCGAGAGGAUGAAGAGCAAGCCGUCCCCCUUGAUGACGAACAACAACCAGGUCAAAGUGGACUCAGUUUGAGUUGGGGCGAACGGGGAGGUGGGGGGUCCAGAAGGGGGCGCACUGUGAAACAAAAUACCAAAUACCAUGAAAAGACUUCCGGGAAACAUCCGUUGACUGUACUCUCGUGCUCACACACAAUCGAAACAAAACAGGGUGUAUAUUUUCUUUUUCAUGUUAAAAGACUCGUUUUUUUUAAGAUAAAUUUUAAGCAAUGUUUGUUUUCAAUGUUUACAGUGAGGAUAUCAACAUGUCUACAGUAUAUGUAAAAUGUAUUUAUUUUAUACGAAGUAUAUCUGGGGUUCCACUCACCCCUGAACAGUGGGAACAGGAUGCAAAAUUGCGAAUAUAAUGCCGUAAAAAGCCAGGAAUCGUACAGUAACUUCCUGAAAUGACUUACAGCAAAUGUAGCCAAAACUGUUACAGAGCUCACUCUUACACAAUGACCUCACACGUGUGAUAUUGUUAUUAUUCUGGGUAUAGAAAUACACUGGGUUUGUUACUGUUGCAGCCUGCU